This is a messenger RNA of Gasterosteus aculeatus aculeatus (three-spined stickleback), 3340 nucleotides long. Lineage: Eukaryota; Metazoa; Chordata; Actinopteri; Perciformes; Gasterosteidae. The record is from RefSeq and is a predicted model, not a curated record.
GCGAGUCAGCCAACGUGGUCCAGGACUCGUCUGUGUUCAGACUGCAGCAGAGCCCCCACAUUUCUCCUCUUCUGUAUCUUCUUCCUCUCCUCUCUGCACCACUCUUUCUACCCUCUUUCUCUUCUUCUCUUGCUGUUUUCCACUCCUCCUUGUAUAAUCUCUGCUUUGACUGUUAGCACUGCUUGCUCUCUCCUCUGCCCUACUCUUCACCUCCCAUCCUCUCCUUUACCUUUUUGGUCCCCUUUUUGUUUUGGUUUCUAAUCGGCGGAAAGAGUGAGAGGUUUUAUCCUUUUGAACUCUCUCCUGUCUGGCUCCCUCCUACACUCCCUAUGGGCAAUCGUGCAUCUGCCAGACAAGAGGCCCAUGGUCGUGGGGGCGGCUGUCAGACCAGCAAGGCAGACUCUCCGCUCCCAGAGGAGGAUGAGGAGAUCCUGGGCUCUGAUGACGAUGAGCAGGAGGACCCCAACGACUACUGCAGGGGUGGAUAUCACCAUGUGAAGAUUGGAGAUCUCUUCUUUGGGAGAUACCAUGUGAUCCGAAAGCUGGGCUGGGGGCACUUUUCCACUGUGUGGCUGGCCUGGGACAUCCAGGAGAAGCGCUUUGUGGCCAUGAAGGUUGUAAAAAGUGCUGAGCAUUACACCGAGACCGCUCUGGAUGAGAUUAAGCUGCUUAAAUCUGUGAGAAACACAGAUUCUAGUGACCCCAACAGAGAGAAAGUGGUGCAGCUUCUGGACGACUUCAAAAUUUCCGGAAUUAAUGGCACUCAUGUGUGCAUGGUAUUUGAGGUGCUGGGUUACCACCUGCUGAAGUGGAUCAUCAAGUCGAAUUAUCAAGGCCUGCCUCUGCCCUGCGUUAAAACCAUCAUACGGCAGGUUCUGCAGGGGUUAGACUACCUCCACACCAAGUGCAAGAUCAUCCACACCGACAUCAAACCAGAAAACAUUCUGCUGACCGUCAACGAGUCCUACAUCAAGAAAAUGGCCGCUGAAGCUACUCAGUGGCAGAAGACUGGCGCCGCGCCUCCGUCGGGUUCUGCAGUAAGCACAGCCCCAGCACCAAAACCGACGACCAAAAUGUCAAAGAACAAAAAGAAGAAGAUGAAAAAGAAGCAGAAGAAGCAGGCAGAGAUGCUGGAGAAGAGGAUCCAGGAGAUGGAAGUAGAAGCUAACGAGGGAGGAGAGGAGGAGGAGGAAGAGGAGGAGAAGGAGGAGAUAACAACAACAACAAUAACAACAGAGGCCACCGAAGAUUCGACUUUGGCAGCCACCCUCUCAAUGUCCGCCACGCUGCAGGACAUUGCUGACUAUACUAUUACAGACUCAACUCCCGAUGAGCAGAUACCAGAGGUAAAUGAGCGGAGUGAGAUGGUGCCCGAGAAGGGGAUGGUCAAAUGCAAUGGUCACGCUUCCCCACCGGAGGGCGGGACCAGUCCAGAGGCACAAGGGACCAAGCAGUCAACAGAGGAGCUGGAGGACCAACAGAAUGCAAACCAGCCAGAAAGUAACACAGAGACCCAGAGCACAUUAAGCAACAAAGAGCGUCAGACCUGUAACGGUUCACACAAGGACACCCCUGCCUCUCUCGUCCCAGAGUCUGUCACUGUAGAGCUGAAGGCGGGACACGAGGAGGACAAGAAUAGGAAGGAGAUAGACACUCAAGUUGAGACUGAAAAAGGGGAGGAAGACUGCAAAGAUGCAGCCUCAGGCAAUAUGUUGGUAAACCCCCUGGAGCCUCUUAACGCUGACAAGCUUCAGGUGAAGAUCGCUGACCUCGGUAACGCCUGCUGGGUGAACAAACAUUUCACAGAUGACAUCCAGACGCGGCAGUAUCGUUCUCUUGAGGUGCUGACAGGAACCGGCUACAGCACACCAGCAGAUAUCUGGAGCACAGCCUGCAUGGCCUUCGAGCUCGCCACCGGAGAUUAUCUGUUUGAGCCCCAUUCUGGAGAAGACUACUCCAGAGAUGAAGAUCACAUAGCGCUCAUCAUCGAGCUGCUAGGAAAAGUUCCUCGGAAGCUGAUCUCGGCAGGCAAAUACUCAAAGGAGUUUUUCACCAAGAAAGGCGAACUGCGUCACAUCACCAAGCUGAAGCCGUGGGGUUUAUUAGACGUGCUGAUGGAAAAGUACGAGUGGUCCAAAGACGAGGCGCACACCUUCAGCACCUUCCUGCUGCCCAUGCUGGACUUGGUGCCUGAGAGGAGGGCCACUGCGGCCCAGUGCCUCUCCCAUCCAUGGCUCACGUCCUAGAUGCCAGCCGUGCACGCCUCCACCCUCAUCUUGUGAAGAGAUAAAUUAAGUUUGGAGAUCCUGGGCUUGAAAACAUGCAAGUAAACAAACACGUUUAUGUGUGAGGCCCUGGGGCUGCAUUCUCAUGUCAUGGCUCUCGGAGGCUUCCCACACAUACACCCAUGAACAUAGUGUAAAGAGAUUGCUGCUAAGUCUUGGCCCCCUUUUGGAUUACGCUGGUGAUAGAAUAAACGUAUGGUCUUCCUCCUGUAGUUAUGGCUCUUUUUUUUCUGGCUGUGUAGGACUUAUUGACUUCGCCCUCUUUUUUUAUAUUUUCCAGUUUCCAGCUCUUUUUUUCCAGCACAUUGGUGCCGUGGUAUCAAAACUACAUACUGGUCAUCACUUAGGUCAUUAUUAAGACAAAUCUGUCUUUUUAGCUUACCAGUCGGCUUGUGUGUGCUAAAUAUUAAGUGUGUAACGCUAACAGCACUGUUAAGUUAGCAUCAACCUUCAAAGCUUUUGUACCUUUUGUAUAAGAACUACAUGAUCAGAAAGCAUACAUUUCCACUCAGGACAUCAUAAAUCACACAUUAUUUUUAAGGAAAACCCAACUGUGUAAUCUCCUUUUCUAUUAUUACUACUAGUUUCAUGGAGACUGUACAUGCAUUUUUAAAAAGCACUUAAAUAUAAUGUGAAAAAGAUUCUGAUGUUGUCUACGUGGAUCACACAUUUGCUUCAUAUUAUCGUUCCUACAUUAUCAGUCCAAUCAAACAAAAUGCGGGGCCACGCCCAGUGUGCAGUGCACCAAAGACUUUUUGUCACCAUACUGCUCUAAAUAUUGACGGCAUAAUGUUUGAUCUGUUUUUUUUACCCUUUGUGGCAAUCCCUUGAGGAAUGUUCAGGUGAUAUCCAGUCUGUAUUACGUGUUUCCACUGCACAUGGAGGUGUUUGGUUUGAAAAUAGAUUGCACUAAAAACAGAUGCUGUGAUAAUGCUUUGACUCUUCUCAAAACCAUUUUGCUUUUCUACGAAGUCUUCUCCUUCUGUCCAUGUUUCCACUCUUCGUUUGAUAGUUUCAUUUUCUGCUGUUAAUAAAAAUAAUUUUUCGGAAUUUAA